Alternaria triticimaculans is the source of this 1215-nucleotide messenger RNA. RefSeq lists its product as uncharacterized. Gene Ontology annotation, biological process: endonucleolytic cleavage of tricistronic rRNA transcript (SSU-rRNA, 5.8S rRNA, LSU-rRNA); ribosome biogenesis. Bases 1 to 1215 code for a protein of 404 amino acids. Gene Ontology annotation, molecular function: RNA endonuclease activity. NCBI's taxonomy places the organism in Eukaryota, Fungi, Ascomycota, Dothideomycetes, Pleosporales, Pleosporaceae. Gene Ontology annotation, cellular component: nucleolus. The transcript has a single exon. The record is from RefSeq and is a predicted model, not a curated record.
AUGGCUCUCGAUGAAGCGCUGCAGCAGCCUUUGAACUUUACCGGUCAUCGGCAUAUGAUCUCGCGCCUCCUCCUGGCAACCCUCACCGGCCGACCCGUUCGCAUCUCGCAAAUUCGCUCUUCCUCGACCACACCCGGCUUAACACGCCAUGAGACAAACUUUAUCCGACUGCUCGAUUCGGUGACGAACGGCUCACAGGUUCAAUUCAGCAUGACGGGUACGACAUUGGUCUACAGACCCGGUCUCAUCACCGGAAGCGCCGAGGGUCUAGGAGCCAGCGGCGGCGUAAUCAGACACGAGAUACCAGCCGAGUGCAGAAAGAGGGGUGUGAGCUGGUGGCUGAUCCCACUCUGCGUUCUCGCGCCCUUCAGCAAAGGAAACAUGAACGUCGUCUUCCACGGCGAAGGCUGCGUGACAGCCUCCACAAUCGCCGGCGACGUCUCCGCCGACACCGUACGCACCGCGAUCCUCCCGCUUUACAAAAACUUCGCUAUCGAACGGAACAUCGAACUGCGCAUCCUCAAGCGCUCUUCCGCCCCCGCAGGCGGCAAGGGCGCAGGCGGUGAGGUACAACUUGUCUUCAACCACCAAGUCCGCCUGCCCAAGACACUGCACCUGCUGAACCCCGGACGAGUCAAGAAGAUAAGAGGUGUAGCCUACUGCGUCGAAGUCCCCAAGAGCAACAACGAGCGCAUGACCUUCACUGCGCGAGGCAUCCUUAACAAAUUCGUCCCAGACACGUACAUCUUCUCCGACGCCAGCGCCGCGCCCUUAAUACCUACAAACGCCAAAGGCCACUCCAGCGGAAAAGUUAAAGGCGCAGUGGGUUUCGGUAUUAGUCUCGUUGCGGAAACCAGCACGGGGUGCAUAUACUCUGCAGACGUAUGCUCACCACCCGACGGCGGCGUGCCCGCAGACGAAAUCGGCAAGCAAUGCGCAUACCAGCUUCUCGAGAAGAUAUCGCAGGGAGGAUGCGUGGAGAACGUUGCGGCGCCUACGGUACUCAUGCUCAUGGCUAUGGGUAGCGAGGAUGUGGGCAGAGUGGCGCUGGGCAAGGAUAUACUGGGCAGUGAGGAGAUUAUACAACUGGCGCGGGACUCCAAAGUCUUUGGCGGCAGCGCAUGGGGCUUUAGGGAGGCUGGAGGCGAGAGGGAGGAGAUAGUUGUUAGUGUCGUAGGAAGAGGAGUAGGCAAUGUGGGAAGAAAGGUUGCUUAG